Messenger RNA from Astrephomene gubernaculifera, 3503 nucleotides. The record is from the annotation of a GenBank genome assembly. NCBI's taxonomy places the organism in Eukaryota, Viridiplantae, Chlorophyta, Chlorophyceae, Chlamydomonadales, Astrephomenaceae.
CCUGCUUUGAGUUUAUAGUCUAUGCUAACCAUUUGCUUCGUUUUGCCGCUUGCCGGUACCGUCUUUCCUGUUACGGUCGUUGACCGAACUCUACACGUCCGGAGCUUCAAUGUACUUUGCCGCCUUCAUGAAUUAUAAACGCUUUUAACUGUAGGGAUACUUCCAUUUUCGGAUCUUAUGCAACUGCAGAAGUCAGCGGGGCCUACUUAGUGCUUUUUUCUUAUGUAGCUGAUGCGUGUGUCCGCUGCUUAUAGCUCCGAAGCUGAAUAAACAAUCAACGGUGCCGAUUUCACGAACGCGAUUUUGUUGCUUUAGUGCCUAUCGCCAUCGCGUGCCUGGCACGCACGUGAGGACACAACGUUAGCCACAGCCCCGAAGUCGCGGCCAGGCAGGUGACCCUGCUGCAUCCGCUCAAACUGCGGCGGCAAAACCCGGGCCAGCGGUCCCUUGGCGGGGAUGCGCUUGGCCCGAUCCUCGAUGGUGACGAAUACGGACAGCCGACAAUUCUCUGCGCAACCUCUGAAAUGCCGCCACGGGUGCCCAGGCGGCAGAGCUUGGUUCGGUCGGGAUCGGGCAUAGUUCCCCAGCUUUUUUGUCGGUUGACAGCAUCAGCCAUGUCGCGAUACAUGCUAUACCUUGUUCUAUUACUGGUGGGCUAUUUGGUUGGCACAACUAAUCGACCGCCGUGGAGCAUCCGCUCCCAUCUAGGGUUGGCUUCAUAUGCAGUCUCAACCUCAGCCAUGGACCUGACUGGGAUGGCCAGCGGUGAAGGGUCAGGAGCGGCGCCGGCAAAUAAGCCUAUGCUAAGCCGCUCGUCUAAGCUUGGCGCCUUGCAAGCACGGCGCAUGACCGGCUCUCGGUCGGCAAAAGCGGACAAGGAGACAUUUCAUACAGCGACAGCCCAACCGAACGCAACCUUACUAGGAUACCCCUGGACGCCCGCGAAUCGCACCAUACGGUUCCAAGUUUGCAACGGCUUCGCCAAUCAGCGGCUAUCCAUAAUGUACGGCAUCCUUCUUGCACGGCGGUUAAACCGCUCCGCCGUACUCCCAGUCCUCAUCGACAACGGCUUACAACGUUCGGACGCCGCUGUGCUAGUUAACGCCGAUAACCAAGUCCCCUUCUCCUCAAUGUACGACGUACGACACUUCAUAACUACCAUGCGUCGUACAGGUGUUCGAAUUCUUGUUCCGGAACCCGAACUACAACAACUUCUAAUAUCUCCCUCCACUUCUGCUUUCGAGCAACAGCAACAGCAAAAUCACAACCAAGAUCUCAAGGUUACCACCGACCCAAAUCAAAAUACUCACUUACAAUAUGAAGCCGCGCCGCCCGAUUCAGUGUACGACAGCAAGUACGGCAACCACGUGGGUCUAGCGCAGUACGGCUGGGACGCCGCGACCCCCCUGGCAGCGCAGUACGAUGCCGUACCGCAUCUUUCCGUGGACUGCCCGCUGUUCAAGAUGCCCGGGUGGGGCCUCAGCGAGGCCGAGGUGGAGCUGAUCUGGGCCGUGCUGGGGGCCCUGAGGCCGAAUGCGGAGGCCUCGGCUCUGGUGGACCAGAUCGUGGCUUCCAUCACGGCUGCCUCACCCGCAGGAGCCGCGGAGGGGGGCCAGCAGCAACAGGCAGGAGCUGGGGCAGGGGCGGGAUCCGCAUCCGCCGGUGGCACUGACAGCAGCAGCGGCAGUGGUGGCAGUAGCGGCGGCAGCGGCGGGGGUUUCAGCUUCCUGCACCUGCGUAUUGAAAAUGACUGGGUGGAACAUUGCAAGCGCUGGGAGUCGCUACAAGACGGAGUCGUCCGCGACAACUGCUACAACCACACGGACGACAUCGGCACUCGACUGAGGCUGUUCGGACUGCCCGCAGCAGCACCCGCCUCCGCCUCCUCCGCCUCUGGUGGCACCUUUUCCAACUCCUCCUCUCACGCCUCCUCUUCCGUUGCUUCCGACUCCGAUUUCUUUCCCAGUCCUGUCCCCUCCCCAGUCGUGCCCCCGCAGCCGCUCUACGUCGCGUCCUACUGGCCCGAUACAGACCCGACGCGCAGGGAAAAGGCUCUCUCCCAGCUGGCAGCCGCGGGCUACCGAGUGGUCACCAGCGCGGAUGUGGGGCUGCGGGCGGAGGGGAAGGCGGGGAAGGCGGGAAGCGGCAACAGCAGUGACAAUGCUGGCGGCAGCAGCGGUAGCAAUGCUGGCGGCGGGGAUCCAGUGGCGCGGGCGGGCGGUCGGGAGUUCGCGGCGCUGGUGGAGUACUUUGUGGGCUUGCGGGCGGAGCGCUUCAUUGGCAACAGCGUCUCCACCUUCGCCGCCCUCGGCCUGCUGGAGCGCCGCCGCGCGGGCCUCUGGGCCGCCUACUACAAUGGGGGCAACAUCCCGCUGUCCUCGCUGCUGCCGGCGCUGCACCGGCUGCCCUGGGUGUUCACCUACAGCAGCUGGGGGGACGGCAGCUACGAUUACAUGCUCAAGGCGGCCGUGCGCUCCGCCCUCGCCACCCGCUCGCUGGUCCCGUACUGCGUCUUCAGCGGCGACCUGUCCAGCCCCAUCGCCUCCUGGCUGGCGGAGCAGGGCGUCACGCUGCUGCACCACUCGCCAGCUUGGCGGGACAAGCUGGUGGCACUGGCCAAGAGCAAGGCAAAGACCAACGUGCACCACUCGCAUCUGUUCAAGUCCCCCGACGCGCUGGUGUCCACAUUUCAGCGCGUGGACCUGCCUGUCGUACCGGGGCUCAUGCAGUACACGUAUGUGUUGUACACGGAUGCUGACGUGUAUUUCAGACAGCCAGUACGAAUGGGCGACUUUGGCCUGCCGCUGCCCCGCUCCCUGUCCAUGUCGUACGAGUUCCUCGAGUCCUUCCCCUACAACGCGGGCGUGUUUCUGGCGCACCUGCCCGCCAUGCGCUCCGCCUACCCCGCCUUCAUGCGCAUGCUGCUGGGCAACGACGAGGGACUCUACUUCACCAACUACGGACCUGCGGACCAGGGGGCGCUCAACAAGUUCUACGAGGCCGACCUGCGCGCUCAGCUGCUGCCCCAGCGCUUCAACGCCAAGCCCUACCGCGCUGUCGACCCUGGGGCCGCCAUCCUGCACUUCCACGGCCCCAAGCCGCACGACCUGCUGCGCUAUCUGGAUAGCGGCGCCUGCGACUUCUUCACGCUGUGCGAGUCGGUGUUUCUGAGCGGUGGAUGCGCCUACGGCCGCGAGUGGUCGGGGUGGGUGCCGGAGGAGGCGACGGCGGUGCGGCUGAGGGAUGUGUGCGACUGGCUGGAUACACCGGGGGCGGUGGAGGUGUUUAAGAAGAAGUGGGGCCUGACGGGGGCGACCAACAGCGGUAGCAACAGUGCCCAAGAAACAAACGCGACGACGCCGACCAUGACGCAGCAGCAGCAGCAGGUGCAGCAACAGCAGCAGGGGGUUGCUGGUGGUGCUGGUGGCGGUGGUAGUGGCGCCAGCAGCAGCAGCAGCGGACAGGGUGUACCGGUACCGGUAGCAGGGGGAGGAGGAGGUGGC